Molecule: messenger RNA, 881 nt
Organism: Pararge aegeria (speckled wood butterfly)
Lineage: Eukaryota; Metazoa; Arthropoda; Insecta; Lepidoptera; Nymphalidae
Exons: 1
Coding region: 369-881 (170 amino acids)
Source: RefSeq, a predicted model, not a curated record
UGUAAAUAAUUCUUUGUUUAUUUUGUGCAUGUUUCAAUACAGUACCUAACUAACAAUUAUUGAAGUGAACGGACAUUAAGAAGCUGAUCAAGGCGAGCUCAGAAAGUAGUUAUGCUAUCAGCUAUUUAAUGUUUCUAAUCAUAAAUGUCAUAAGGUUUGUUAUUGCACAUGAGUAAUUUAGUGGCGCCUAUUCUACCCUUGUAGAGGUUUCCAUUCCGAGUAUGAUGUUUGAACAACGCCCUAUUGCAUAGUAUCUGACGUCACAAAGGUAUUUGGACCUACACCUACAAGUUCAAAUUGUAUAAAAGAUAAGUGCAGCGAGGAGUGUGCAGUAGUUAGUUUUGGAACUAAUAACAACACAGACCACAAUGUUCAAGCUGGUGGUGUUGUCCGUUGCACUCGCUGUAGCCUCAGCUAAUCCUAGUGGUAUUUGGGGAGGUCUGGCUACACCAUGGAAUGCUGCUAUCGCAGCACCAUUAGGCCUUGGUCUCGCUGCUCCGCUAGCCGCCGCUCCCCUUGCAGCUGUUGCUCCGGUUGGCGCGUACAACUACAGAGGCCCACUGUCUCUGGCUCCCGGUCAACCCGCUAACAUCUUGGCUGCUGACGGCAGGCCUCUGGACACCCUGAGCGUGAACCUUGACCGUGCGGUGCAUCUCAAUGCAAAGGCUGUUGAAGGUCACGGCCACUGGCUGAAGAAGAGGUCAGUUGUUGGCGCUCCCUUGAUAGCUGCACCUUGGGCUGCCCCUGUCGUUGCCUUGACGCACUCUUCCCGCAUCGACAUUCCUGCAGCGCGCUUGAUCGCUCCGGUUGGCAUCGCUGCUGCACCCAUCGCACCUUUGGGAUUAGGUGUACACGGUGCAAGUUUGGGUCAUCUUUGGUGA